AUGUGUGGCUACCACGAACUCCUCACGCCCUGCUGCCAUGAGAAGACUGGCUUCACGCCUUCAUCUUCUCACAAGUGCUCUCACUACUUCAUCAACAAUCGCCACUGCCGUACCGGCUCAACACACUCUUGGAUUGUCUCCUCACCAGCAAUGUUCUCCAACGCUACCUGCUCAAACUGCGGGAAGCUCAAGGAGCACGAAAUCAGGCAAAUCAAGGCGCAAAUGAGAGAGGAAGAAAAUAUCGCUGAGGAGGAGAGGAAGGCUGCAGAGGGAGCGGAGAAGGAAAGAAGGCAGAUGGAGGACGCUAGAGACUUGAGAGAAUGGGGAAAGGAGCUUAGGAGAUCCGGAAAAGAGAUGAUCGAGGGCAAAAUGAGCGCGGCGGAGGCCUUGAGGAGGCAGUUGGCUAGACUGAAGUUCGAUGAUGGCGUGGGACCUUCGUGA
This is a messenger RNA of Aureobasidium subglaciale EXF-2481, 441 nucleotides long. RefSeq lists its product as uncharacterized. The transcript has a single exon. The coding region runs from base 1 to 441 and encodes 146 amino acids. The record is from RefSeq and is a predicted model, not a curated record. NCBI's taxonomy places the organism in Eukaryota, Fungi, Ascomycota, Dothideomycetes, Dothideales, Saccotheciaceae.